UGCAGACGAUCACCUUUUUGUACCGACGCCGGGCAGCGACACCGGUUAACGCAUCAAAACCUAAACCCUCGAGCUGAGUUGGCGAGUUUAGCUUAUUAUUAUCCAGCUACUUUUUUUUUUUUUUUUUUUUUUACUAUUUUUAUGCCAUAACUCGCUCCGUAGACAUGGACACCACAAUAUUUCAGCUGAGGUUGUUUGUUCAUCAGCGGCUGUACAGAGCGGCAGAGGAGAUCCUCGGAGAGGUGGAGAAAGCCAUCACGUUAGCUUCACACGAAGCCGAAGUUAGUCGAUCUAAAGAGGAGGAGGAAAGUCUGCGACACCAGCUAGACCUCCAUCGAGAGAGACCAGCUGCAGAUCCUUCAUUGACCGGCAGCACAGAGGACCAUGGAGAAAAAUGUGAUGCUGCACUGCUGCAGGAGAACCCAGGACCCUCAACACCAGAAGAGUCCACCUUAAGUCUGAGUGCUGAGGACCCGGGACCCUCUCAAACCAGCACGGAUCAGGAGAAUAAUAACUGGAAUGACUGCUUGGUUGAAACGGACUUCAAGAUUUCGGAGAUAAAGAAAGAGGUGGAGGAACCCAGGGAUGACGUUCAAACACAGGAUGUGGAUUUUCCUUCACCUGAAAUUGUAAAAAGCGAGCAAGAUCAGCCAGAGACACAAGUGCCAUAUGAAAUGCAACCAGUUUCUUCAGACUGCUCUGCAGCUCAGAGCGGGAACAUUGGCGAUCAUGAGCUGGUUAAGAGCAAAGAAGACAAGACCAAACCAAGGAGAAAGAAAGGAAAGACACUCAGAGGAAAACGUUGGAAUAAUAUUAAGAAAGACCAUGCACCAUUGCCUCGCUACAAAAAUGAAAAGGAGUACACUUUGUGUGAUUUUUGCGGCAGGAGAUUUCAUUACAUCGGCUCUUUGAUGAAGCACAUAAAAACACAUGAAAGCAAACACGACUGCAGCAUUUGUAGACUGAAAUGCCAGUCCAUGAAGCAGCUGGUAGCUCAUUUGAAAAGCUGGCACAACAAAACAUGUGUUUGUAACUUUUGUGGCAAAAUUUUUUCCAAAUUUGGAUUUCUCCGGCACCAUGAAAAAAUGCACCAAGCUGCAGAUCCUUCACUGACCAGCAGCACAGAGGAACAUGGAGAUACAUGUGAGACUCCACUGCUGCAGGAGAACCCAGGACCCUCAACACCAGAGGAGUCCAACUUUAGUCUGAGCGCUGAGGACCCGGGACCCUCUCAAACCAGCACAGAUGUGGACGCUAAGAACUUGAACGACUGUUUUGUUGGAACAGACUUCAAAAUGUUGGAGAUAAAAGGAGGGCAGGAGAAACUUUGGGAUAACAGUCAAACACAGGAGAUGGAUUUUCCUUCAUCUGAAAUUGUAAAUAGCGAACAAGAUCAGCCAGAAACACAAGUACCGUAUGAAUUACAGCCACUUUCUUCAGAGUGCUCUGCAGCUCAGAGUGAGAACGACAGUGAUGAGGAGUUUAACAACAAAGGAGAACAUACAACAGAACAGGAACCACAAAGCGGCGGCGUAGGUGAUGAGACGGACCAAAUGGCGUUGCUUAAUGACAAAAGUUCUGCCGAAAGUGAAAAGGAACGCAGUUUUUGCCAGUUUUGCGGCAAAAGAUUCCAGUACAUCGGCUGUUUGUUGAAGCACAUAAAAACACACGAGAAGAAAAACGAUUGCACAAUCUGUGGGCAAACAUGCCAGUGUACAGAGGAGCUGAUAGCUCACGUGAAAAGUCACCACCCAAAAUCACACUUUUGCGAUGUUUGCGGAAAGACUUACACCAAGCGCAAUUUUCUCUGGCUGCAUGAAAGGAUACACAUAGACAAAAAAGAGUUUGCGUGUGAAGAAUGUGGCAAGACGUUUUACCGAAAAGAGCACCUGAUUGUGCACGGGAGGACCCAUUCAGGAGAAAAACCGUAUUGCUGUGAUAUAUGUGGAAAAGCAUACAGUCAGAGCCAUAACCUUACGAUUCAUAAAAGAAGUCAUUCAGGUGAGAAACCGUAUCAUUGUGACGUGUGCAGCAAACGCUUUUAUAGUAACAGUCACCUCAGAAAACACAUGAAAAACCAUUAGGAUAAAAAAAAACAUUCGAAUUGGAUAUUAGCGGUAAAUGUUUUAGCCAAAGGCCACAAAAGACCAGACAGAAGCAUACAUACAGGAGAGAGGUCAUAUGGUUUUCAUGUUUGUGCUGUGAGAUACAGGUUUGCUUUUGGUCUGAAGGUGCACCUGCAAAGUCACGUAAACAGUUAGAUUAAACAGGCAGACCAUCUCAGAGCUCACUUACAAAUCACAUUUGUGGUUCAGUUCAGUUUUUUUUGUUAGAUUAGCAUAGUCUGGGUUUAGUUGUGUACAUUCAGUUGAUCUCUUCUAUAAAGUGGUGAAGUAACGAGUCCUAAAUCGCAAAAGUCCGUUAGCCUUUUAGCACGUCCGGUUCCCUCGUCUUAAAGUUUAUGGGCUUUUUAAAUGGGUUUUUUUGGC
Plectropomus leopardus (leopard coralgrouper) is the source of this 2489-nucleotide messenger RNA. RefSeq lists its product as uncharacterized. Gene Ontology annotation, molecular function: DNA-binding transcription activator activity, RNA polymerase II-specific; RNA polymerase II cis-regulatory region sequence-specific DNA binding. The record is from RefSeq and is a predicted model, not a curated record. Gene Ontology annotation, cellular component: nucleus. Gene Ontology annotation, biological process: regulation of transcription by RNA polymerase II. Lineage: Eukaryota; Metazoa; Chordata; Actinopteri; Perciformes; Serranidae.